Chrysochloris asiatica (Cape golden mole) is the source of this 831-nucleotide messenger RNA. It is a transcript of the gene LYPD5, whose product is annotated as LY6/PLAUR domain containing 5. Bases 1 to 831 code for a protein of 276 amino acids. Gene Ontology annotation, molecular function: transmembrane receptor protein serine/threonine kinase activity. Lineage: Eukaryota; Metazoa; Chordata; Mammalia; Afrosoricida; Chrysochloridae. The transcript is spliced from 5 exons. The record is from RefSeq and is a predicted model, not a curated record. Gene Ontology annotation, cellular component: plasma membrane.
AUGGGGGACCCCAGAACCAUCCUGGUCUGCCUCUUUGGGGCUGUGCUCUACCUGACAGAGUCCCAAGCCCUGCAAUGCUACAACUUUGAACACACCUACUUGAGCCCCUUUGACCUCAGUGGCAAGUCACUCCCCACAGUCUCCUGUUCUAGCCGAUGCUUUGAGGCUGUCAGCUCCCUCAGCACAGGAUAUCGGUCCUCCGUGACGAUGGUAAAGAAGGGCUGCUGGUCGGGCCCGUCAAACGGCCAGAUGCAGGCGAACCAAGACUCGAUGCCUCCGGAUUACUCGAUGGUGCGUGGCUGCACCACUGACCUAUGCAAUGAUAACAUCAUGAACCACGACAGCAUCCCCAACCUGAGCCCAGCCCCUGAUCCGCAACUGCUCAGUGGCACCGAAUGCUACGCCUGCUUGGGGACCGUCCCGGAAGACUGCACUCCUGACAAGUCUCGGCGGGUCCAAUGUCACCAGCAUGAAAGUGUCUGUUUCCAUGGCAAUGGCCGAAUCACCAUUGCCAAUUCCUCAGUCCCUGUGUACAUCAGAACCUGCCACCGGUCCUCCUGCACCAUCAUGGGUACCACCAGCCCUUGGACGCACAUCCACCUCCAGGGCUCCUGCUGCGAGGGCAACCUCUGCAAUCAAGGUUCGGUGUCUCAGGUCUUCACCUCUGCGGCUGACCCUUCCCAGGAGACCCCCACCUCUGCGACUGCCCCUUCCCAGGCGACCCCCACCUCUGCGACUGCCCCUUCCCAGGCGACCCCCGUUGCGGUCCUCUUCCUCAUAGUUCCCCUACUGUUGGGCACUAUAGGAGGACCUCUUGGACUCUCUUCCUAG